AUGCAGAGUGUAAUUAAUUCAGUAAAAGGAACAGCCCUGGGUGUUGCUGAGUAUCUAACCCCUGUCCUUAAGGAAAGCAAAUUUCGGGAAACAGGUGUAUUAACACCAGAAGAAUUUGUAGCAGCGGGUGACCAUCUAUAUGCAGCAGAAACUAAAAAACCGGUUAAGGAGAAAAAAGAUAACUUUCCUGAAGGCGAAAUAAUUCAUACGAGAACUUAUGAUCUCCAUAUAACUUAUGACAAAUAUUAUCAGACGCCACGACUGUGGCUAUUUGGUUACGAUGAAAAUCAAAAACCACUUACGGUCGAAGAAAUACAUGCAGAAGUUAUGAAAAAAAUAAUAGAAACAGUGAUGGAAGGCGGAGGUGAAUUAGGAGUCCACAUGUAUCUCAUAAUCUUUCUUAAGUUUGUCCAGUCGGUGAUUCCGACAAUCGAGUACGAUUACACGCAAAAUUUCAUGCUAUCUAGUUCAAGUUAA
This is a messenger RNA of Cotesia congregata, 477 nucleotides long. NCBI's taxonomy places the organism in Eukaryota, Metazoa, Arthropoda, Insecta, Hymenoptera, Braconidae. The record is from the annotation of a GenBank genome assembly.